ACCGCAUACAAAUUAAGAACAGUGAUGUCAUCGCGUCACGAAGAACACGGCAAUAGUCAGUGCCAUUGCAGCAAAUCAGCUACCGCGUCGCAAUCCUUCGAUGAGCUGGAGUUUGAGCGGGGUAUAUGGACUGUCGCAAUCGACAAUGAUGAAGCGAAGCUUCGCUCGCUCAUCGCCAAAGGACAUUUACACGACAAAGACAGAUCCGGAUACACGGCACUUCACUAUGCCGCCCGCAAUGGUCACAUGUCGAUUUGUUUGAUUCUUCUUGACAGUGGCAUCGGCAUAGAUGAAACAACUCACGGUGGAGCAACGGCGUUGCAUCGAGCUGCAAUGAUGGGACACACCCGCAUUGUGGAGCUACUUUUGCAGCGAAAAGCUAACCCAAUCCUGCAGGAUAGUGAUGGAAAAACGGCCCUUCACAGGGCCGUCGAGGGCAAUCAUUUCGAAACAUGUCAAAUUUUAUUCCAGCACAAUUCAACGCCUGCAACAAUACGCGAUAACAAGGGAAACACGCCGCUCGGCUUGAUCAGCGAUACAUCACCCCAAUAUCAACGGCUUAAGACGCUGUUCAGCGUAUAGAUUAUUCUAGAUCAAUAUCCGCAAUUUUCCUUUUCCUAAAUAUUUAUUAGCGUUGUGUUUCAGUUGGUUCAGUUCAGAUCGUCAACCGCGCACCAAAUUCUGCACUAUUUGAAUUUUAGCUUGUUGUUUAUUGAUUUGCUUGAUUUACGCGAAGCAAUAUAAAAUGUUGUUCAGCGUGACGGUGUAUAAAACAAUAGUCUACUUGUGAUAGUUGCUCAGAGAUGUAUUUAUAUUAAGUGUUAUUACCAACAAACGAAAGCAAAUUUCAUUCUAUUUCAAAUUAGAGUACGAUUUAGAAAUACGUACUAUGUACAAUGGCACAAAUAAAAUAUACUUUUCAUGUGAAACCUUAAA
Messenger RNA from Toxorhynchites rutilus septentrionalis, 936 nucleotides. Its product is annotated as ankyrin repeat domain-containing protein 39-like. Lineage: Eukaryota; Metazoa; Arthropoda; Insecta; Diptera; Culicidae. The record is from RefSeq and is a predicted model, not a curated record. Gene Ontology annotation, molecular function: protein binding. The transcript is spliced from 3 exons. Bases 25 to 582 code for a protein of 185 amino acids.